AUGAACAAGGCCCUCGGCGGGGACCUGGAGCGAGCGCGCGGGCGCGUCUCGGCCGUCCUGGCGGACUUGGCGCGGUGCAAGGCGGAGGGGCGCACCACUCAGCGCUGCCUGUCGGAGGCGCAGGCGCAGCUCGCCACGCGCGAGCGGGACGUCCGCGGCCUGGACGCGAACAGGGCCGCGCUCGUCGCCAGGAUCACCCGCCUCACCGCCGAACUCGGUGAGCAGGUCAACGUGGUCGCCAAGAAGAACGCGUACAUCAAGGAGCUGGAGCGGAGCCUGGAGGAGGAGCGCGGCGCGCAAGAGCGGCUGCUGCAGAAGACCGAGGGCAUGCGCCACGCGCGCGACCGCCUCGCCGUGGAGCUGAGCGUGGCGCGGCGUCGGCUGGACGGCGAGGCCGAGUACGCGGCCGACGAGAGGCGCGCGGCGGAGCGGGCCAAGCGCGACCUGGCGGACGUCAAGGCCGACCUGUCACGGCUCAAGCUGAGGCAGGACGCCAACGAGAAGCAGACCAUCAUACUCGGGCGGCAGAAGGCGGUCGCCAUGGAGCGGGAGGAUGAUAUGAGGGAGCAGGUGAAGGCGCUCACGCAAGUCGUCGAGCAGGUCCAGGAGGUGGUCGCCAAGCGCGACCGGGAGCUGGUCGCGGAGCGACGGCAGCGCGCGUUGCUGGAGACGGCGCGCUCCGAGCUGCAGGACCAGGUCGACCGCCUGCAGGUCGACGUGGGCCGCCGCCUCGAAGAGCUGACGGAGCAGCGGCUCGCGCUCAAGCUGUGCAGCGACACCGUCGCCGAGCUCACGCUGGACCGCGACGCGGAGGUCAAAGGGAGGCUGACGGCCCUGAGCGAGCGCGACGUGAUCGGCACCCAGCUCGCGCGCCGCAACGACGAGGUCAGCCUGCUGCGCCGCAAGGUGGACACGCUGGAGCGAGUGCUACAGGCGGGCGGGCGGGAGCUGACGCGCAGCCAGGACGCCGUCCGCCUGCUGCGGCUGGAGGUGGGGCGGCUCCGCUGGGAGCGGCAGCUCCUCUCCAGGAGCCUGGCGAGCAUGCCGAGGCUGGAGCGCGAGCUGUACCACGCCGUGCAGGACGUCGUGCGCUCACAGAACCUGGCGCGCGCCCUGGAGGACGAGCUGAGCACACCGGUCAACUUCCACCGCUGGCGGCGCCUCGAGGGCCACGACCUGCCGCACCUGCAGCUGCUCGUCAAGGUGCGGCAGCUGCAGCGGCGGCUCAUCAGCCGCCAGGAGGUCGUGCUGCAGCUGGAGACGCGCGUGCGCGAGACGGAGGCGCUGUACCUGCAGCUGCGGCAGGCCUUUCUGCGCCAGCCGGCCGCCAACCCGACUACGUUGAUGCUGACUCGCGCUGCGCUGCAGGACAAGGAGCGCAAGAUCAAGGGCCUGUUGGCCGAGGUGAGCCUCAGCGGCCCCACCUACACGCGGCUCGAGAAGGCCAACAGCAAGCCCAAGGGCGCCGCGGCCAGGACGCGCGCGCCCGGCGGCCCCGACGGUGGCCGGCUCCUGGCGAGCCGAGCCCCGGUCCUGGCCCCCGUCAGCUGACGACGGGAGGCCCCACGGCCAGGAACCGUCGACAUUCGCGGAAGCCACAAGGUGUUCCGGCUGGGCUUCGAUGUUUUCAUUUGUUUGUCCUGUCCACCUCACUACUUGACUGAUUUUGUUUUCGAUCGCUUUAUCUUUAUCGACAAUCAGCGGGAAGCUGUGAUUGUUUUUAGCUAAUGUUUUACAUAUUUGUAAUUUUUUUUAAUUGUCUGUCUUGCCUUUUGUAAUGUGUUGUAAUGACCGCGCCUCUGCACUGAGUCUGAAAACAAGUGUUUUGUGUUUCGAUAAUAAAGUACAAUAGUAAUUAAUUAAGAAAAGGACUUGACGCUCUGACGAUGGAAUAGUGACGAUGACAGUUUCCCUUUUGUCUACGCAUUCUGGGACCCAACAGGUGGGUGCCCUUAUCUGCAUAACUCGUCUUUUACGACACUUGUUGAACUCCGAGGCGCCGAGUGUCUCCAAAAGGGCUCCAAGGCGUGAACUGGAC
Messenger RNA from Frankliniella occidentalis (western flower thrips), 2038 nucleotides. Its product is annotated as cilia- and flagella-associated protein 58-like. Gene Ontology annotation, cellular component: cytoskeleton. Lineage: Eukaryota; Metazoa; Arthropoda; Insecta; Thysanoptera; Thripidae. The transcript is spliced from 5 exons. The coding region runs from base 1 to 1551 and encodes 516 amino acids. The record is from RefSeq and is a predicted model, not a curated record.